CUCAUGGCGUCCGUGGAUUCUGAGCAGGAUAGUGGGGUUCUCCGAGUCCUCGCCCCCGGGGAAUGCAGUGGCUCUUCCUUGUCCGGCGCCCAGUGCUUCGAGGACCCCGGCCAGGGCUCAGGCCCGGUCAGGGCCCCUGUGGUGGCUGAGGGUCCCAGCUCCUGCCUCCCGCGGAACGUGCUCAGUGAGAGGGAGCGCAGGAAGCGGAUCUCCAUGAGCUGUGAGCACCUGCGGGCCCUGCUGCCCCGGUUCGACGGCCGGCGGGAGGACAUGGCCUCGGUCCUGGAGAUGUCCGUGCAGUUCCUCCGGCUCGCCAGCGCCCUGGUGCCCAGCCGAGAGCAGCACACUUUUGUUCCUCCUGCCAAAGAGAUGUGGCACAAGUGGCAGAAAGAUGUUUUGCAGCUGGUCCUGGCGAGUCAGAUCCCAGCAGGUGCACCAGACCCCGGCACAGGAGCAUCUGGCGUGACCAUGCAACAGGACCCCCCAAGCUGUGCGACUGAGGGUGUGGGUGAGGGCGAGGUCCCAUCAGGGGUGGCCGAGGUGCUGGACGGGCCGCUGGCCCUCCUUGAGUCUCCCAGCCUGGUGCCCCGGCCCACAGGCCCAAGUCCCUCCAAGGCCUUGAGGCCACCACCACUCUGGCCUCGAGGGGAUGAGGCUCAGACCUGCCUGGGCCAGGCUGGGCCUCCAGCUGAGGGGGCCAACAUGGCCAUGACACCAGACGCCAGAUCCGUGUCGAGAUGUGAUGUGGAAGACCGGACAUCGUUCCUGCUGACUGCCAGUCCCGACUGGUGGCUGGGGUCCCUGGAGGGCAGAGGCGGCAGUGCGCCGGCCAGGAGCACCCCAUCGGACAGGGCAGAGCUGAGCUUCCUGGUGGACCCCGAGCCCGGCUCCCAGGAGCUCUUGGAUGGCCCCCUAGAGCCGUGGGGCUCAGACGUGGGUGGCCCCGGCCUGGCCCUGCGGGACGAGGUGGACAGCCUCUUCCCUGAGUUUUUUACCUACUAGGCGGCUGGGGGCCCGCCAGGCUGCAGGGAGGGGUGCUCGGGGGCUUGUGUGGACGCUCGGGCAUUUUAUUAUUUUGGGUUUAGGUUGCAGCUGUGCUGAUCCGGGGCUGGCAGGGCUGCUGUGGAGUGGAGGCUGCAUAUUAAAGAGAAAGCGAUUUUCCUGGAGG
Diceros bicornis minor is the source of this 1168-nucleotide messenger RNA. It is a transcript of the gene SOHLH1, whose product is annotated as spermatogenesis and oogenesis specific basic helix-loop-helix 1. The transcript has 8 exons. Gene Ontology annotation, cellular component: nucleus. The record is from RefSeq and is a predicted model, not a curated record. Gene Ontology annotation, biological process: regulation of DNA-templated transcription; spermatogenesis. The coding region runs from base 4 to 1002 and encodes 332 amino acids. NCBI's taxonomy places the organism in Eukaryota, Metazoa, Chordata, Mammalia, Perissodactyla, Rhinocerotidae. Gene Ontology annotation, molecular function: DNA-binding transcription factor activity, RNA polymerase II-specific; protein dimerization activity; RNA polymerase II cis-regulatory region sequence-specific DNA binding.